This is a messenger RNA of Elgaria multicarinata webbii, 5412 nucleotides long. RefSeq names its product leucine rich repeat containing 40 (gene LRRC40). The record is from RefSeq and is a predicted model, not a curated record. Lineage: Eukaryota; Metazoa; Chordata; Lepidosauria; Squamata; Anguidae. Gene Ontology annotation, molecular function: protein binding. Bases 136 to 1962 code for a protein of 608 amino acids. The transcript is spliced from 15 exons.
CGAGGCGGCGGUGGCGGCAGCGGUUAGGUUGGCUGAUCCGCCCACUACGUUAACAAAGGCGGUCCUGUGCGAGGUUGAGCCGGGCAUCGCGCGGCGCCCUCCGGUUUGGUCGGGAAGAGGCUCGAGGUGGACGCGAUGCCGGGCGCGCGGAGACGAGGAGCGGGCAACUCGCUCGCCGGCUUCCGAAGGGGCGCCGGGGACGGCGAGGCGAGCGCGGCGGCGGCGGUGCCUCAGGGCCUGAUCCGAGCGGCCCGAAAGAGCGGCCAGUUAAACCUGUCCGGCCGGGAGCUGACAGAAAUACCUCUACAUGUAUGGCGGAUAAAUUUGGAUACUCCAGAAGAAGCCAACCAAAACCUCUCUUUUGGUGCUGCUGAUCGGUGGUGGGAACAAACUGAUCUCAUCAAACUAAACUUGUCUUCCAACAAACUUCAAUGUCUUUCUGAUGAUGUCAAACUCUUGCCUGCGCUCACUGUGCUGGAUGUGCAUGAUAAUCAACUGAAAUCUCUUCCUUCUGCUAUAGGAUUAUUGGAAAAUCUUCAGAAACUGAAUGUGAGUCAUAACAAACUGAAAGAUAUACCAGGGGAGCUAACCCAGCUAAAGCAUUUGAGGAGUCUGCUGCUGCAGCACAAUGAAUUAUGCCACUUGCCUGCUGAAUUUGGACAGCUUAUCAGUUUGGAAGAGUUAGAUAUUUCCAACAACCAUAUUUCUAGUAUCCCUACAAGUUUUGCUUUUCUUACAAACUUGGUGCGUCUCAAUUUGGCUUGCAAUCAGUUGAGGAGUCUACCAGCAGAAAUCAGUGCAAUGAAAAGUUUAAAACAACUUGAUUGUACUAAAAACUACUUAGAAAAAAUACCUCCUGAAUUAGCCAAUAUGGUUUCAUUAGAACAACUUUAUCUAAGGAGAAACAAAUUGUGCUACCUGCCAGACUUUCCUUCAUGUAUAUCUUUAAAGGAAUUGCAUGUUGGUGAAAAUCAGAUUGAAGUGUUAAGAGCUGAACAUCUAAAGCAUCUGAAUUCCUUGUGUGUAUUGGAACUUAGAGAUAAUAAGUUGAAAUCAUUGCCUGAUGAAAUUACUAUACUACAGGGAUUAGAGCGACUAGACCUAUCCAACAAUGAUAUCAGUAGCCUUCCUUGUAAGCUAGGAAACCUUUCUCAGCUGAACUUCCUAGCAUUGGAAGGAAACCCUUUAAGAACAAUUCGAAGGGAUGUUCUACAAAAAGGAACACAAGAAAUUCUGAAAUACCUUAGAAGUAAAAUACAAGAUGAUGAUUUAAUUAGUCCAAAUGGAGAAUUGCCUGUGACUGCAAUGACCCUGCCAAGUCAAUCAAAAAUUAAUUUGCAUGCUAUAACUGUGUUAAAAACAUUGGAUUAUAGUGACAAACAGGCAGCUGUAAUUCCGGAUGAAGUGUUGAAUGCAGUUGAAAGCAGUCCUGUCACUACCGUAAAUUUCAGCAAGAAUAAUCUGACUGAAAUUCCAAUGAGAAUUGUGGAACUAAAAGAAUCUGUCUGUGAUAUCAAUUUUGGUUUCAAUAAGCUCUCUUCCAUUUCUCUGGAGCUCUGUAUGCUUCACAGACUGACACAUUUGGAUAUCAGAAAUAACAGCUUGACAUAUCUGCCUGAUGAAAUGGAAGCACUGGCAAAACUGCAAAUAAUAAAUCUAGCUUUUAACAGAUUUAAAAUAUUUCCAAAUGUCUUGUAUCGCAUCCCAACCCUUGAAGCAAUCCUCCUUGGUAAUAAUCAGGUUGGAUCUCUGGACCCUUUACAAAUAAAGACGUUGGACAGGCUUGGUACCCUAGAUCUUCAAAAUAAUGAUCUGUUGCAAGUACCACCAGAACUUGGGAACUGUGACAAUCUUCGGACACUUUUGCUAGAAGGCAAUCCUUUCCGGACUCCUCGAGCAGCCAUUCUUGCCAAGGGUACAGCUGCUGUGCUUGAAUACCUAAGAAGCAGGAUUCCUACAUGAUUCAUUUUGCUGGUUUGAACUGAAAUUUGUGCAAGAUCUUGCUCUCCGAAGAAUGAAACCUGCAGUCCUUGUGCUGGAGAAUUGUGUGUUUGGAUUAGCAUAAACCCAGAGCACACAUGCUGGCAUUACUCUUAUGGUCUGAUUCACUUAGGACUUUUUCCUUAUAUGCAAGCAGUUCAACUACCCUUGGGUACAUACUUGUAUGACAUAAGUGUGGAUCUGUGGUACAUGGAUCUGUUCAGCAGCGAUUCUUGUGAUUACGACAAGAAUUGCUUCUGCAGAAUUGCUCCUGGAGAAUUGCUUCUGCAGUCAAGGAAUUGUUGGUGGCUGUAUCCAUGUAUGCCCUGAUUCUACACACACCCUGCCUCUAUAUGAAGCAAUGUUGUAUUUUAGCUGAAGUUGGACACAUGUACUGAUCUGGAUUUGUGUUGAAACUCCACCAUCAUCAUGUUCAAAAUUACAUUUUCUGUUUUCUUAUUUUGAGAGCCCCAAAAAUGUUUUUGUCAAAGAAUAAAAAAUGGGGAUUUUAAUCUGCACAGUAUAGUGCAUUUGGUUCAUGUUUUGGCCUAUUACAGGAGAAGUAUAAUAAAGGCUUCUUAAUUGCCAUUGAUGUAUUUGUAACCAUAUUCAAUAUAUAUUGAAAAAUCAGGCUCAAACACACAUAGAAGAUGUUGAUCCGUUUUAGAAAAUCAGCCACAUGGCUUAAUAUGCUUUACAUAAAAGUGACUGUUAUAAAUGCCAGAAGUCCUUGUAGAAGAACUGUGCCAUGCAAUUGGGGUAAAAAACACACCCAAUUGCAUAAGAAUACCCUAAUACUGGGGAAGCUAACAUUUUGGGGCUAGAAUUUUGUGAAUACCAUAAGCACUUUUACAAAAUGGCUGUCUUUGGUGCGGACAGUCACAGAAAAUUCAUUUCACACAAACUGGUAAGGUUAAAAGGACAGUAACCAAAACACAAAAUCACUCAUUUGAACUGUACGUUUUCUGUUUCAAUAUCUAUUGAACAGAAAGCAAACCAAAUACUUUCCUCAAGUGGGAAGUUCAGCCCCACAUCAAUUUCUCCCAAAUUCACAUCCCAUCCAGUAAACACACAUGGUUGUAUGUAAUAGUGUAAUACCGCUAGCACAAAUGAAGUUAACCGUGGCCGAAACCCAAAUUCUGAACCAUGGUAAGAGGGAGAAUCAAACUUCAGUUCCCCUUGCGUAGCCACUAGCACGUCUUAGGUUUCCAAAGUGAUCUGCUAACGGUUGUGCAAGAGGACAAGGCAGCAGAGUUCUGCUAGCACAGCAAUUGCCCGCUCCCUGUCCUGGUCAGGCAACUGCUCUCCCUCCCUGCCAGCCUGCCCUCGGGUUGCUCUUUCCAUCCCUGCCUGCUUCUUUUCUUUCUCUUUGGUCCGAGGCAUGCUAUGAAGCACAGCACUAGCCAAGGCUCCAGCUGCUUGCCACUUUUCUUUUCCCAGAGGCCCCACAGAGGCAUGCUGAGGAAAAUUAGGCGGGGGAGGGGGGCAGCUGGAGGCUUGGCCAGCGCUGUGCUUUACAGCACAAACAGCUCCCCUUAAGUAAAACAAAACAUGGAUUGCAAGGGGCAGGAAAGUCUCACAGGUGCCUCUGCAGGGCUCUGCAAGUUCCUUGAUGGGGAUAACCCACCUUAGUUCAAAAUAGAUCUUAUAUAUUGGCGCACAUGGCAGUUUUCACGUUUCUUUGUAAAAUACACGAUAUUAGCAGUUGGGAAACAGAAGGCACGUGACUGUACCAGAGUAUUUUAUGAGAACCUAUUCUGUGAGAACUGGUCCUAAUCCUUUAAUUGGAAACUUGCCUCUGACACUUCUUGCACAUCUUUAUGUGGUCUUAUCUUCAUUGAGUGUACUAGGUGCACUCUUUGGACUGUGUUGCCCUGCUGGGCUUGCUUUGCGACCAUUUUAUAUUGGCGUAAAAUCAUAACCUUAGAAAGGGGUUAUUUCUGCCAAAGCUGCAGCCCUAAAAGUACUUUAAUGUUCUAUUAAUCAAUGGGAUUUACUACUGAGUCAACAGUGCGAAGACAGAUUUUAAAUCUAGCAUAAUUCUGUAUGUAUCGUAACAAACAGAAGCCCCAGUCUGUUGGUUGAUACAUACAGUAGCACGUAAGUAACUUACUGCCCACAAGGAUAUUCCCUUUUCCCCCAAAUCAGCUGAUAAGAUUGCAGAAGCCAUAAUCCCUUUCCAAAAGAAAAUAAGAGAUUGUUCUCAAGAGUAGUGGGUUGAGAUGAUAGUAGUAACAAUUCUUGAAUGUUUGAUCUUACAGCAUAAUGAAAACGUUUGGAUUUUCUAAAUGUAGUAUGGGUGAAAUUCUUUCAGACUAGAAGAUAUUUCUAGCCAUUGGCACCAAUCCAGCAUAGUGCACAGUAUGCUUACACGUGUUUGACAGUGGGGAAUUUCUCAAACAAUUUAUGCAGGUUACUUGCAUGGUGACCACAUUAGACACACGCUACUCCAGAUCAGUUGUGCCAAAUGCUUCUAGUCUACAGUAUAAGCAGGAUCCAGGUGAAGAAUAGCAACCAGUUGCCUAAACCAGCAUUAACAACUCCUCUGGGAUAGCCAAUACUACUUUGGUGGCUAUAAAUGCUGAAAAGCUCACAACUAGAAGUGUCCUUUUAUUUUACUUUGCAGGAUGCAGUCCCACUUGAGGCUUUUCAUGUCCUUGGAAUGCUACAAAAUUAAACACACAACUUGUGAAAUGACAGAAUUCAAAUAAAACGAGGCCUGACAUUAUUCGAAACUUGCUAUCUGUGAAUUAGAAAAAAAUAAAAUCUUUGUGCUGGUGUCUUGCAAUUACAUUUUUAAAAGACGGAAUACUUACAAUAAGGUGACUUUAUUUAUACAAUAGACUUUUUAAUAUAUUAUUCAAAACACUUUUUUUAAAUACUGAAAAAGUUUGAGUACAUCAAAGCCGAAAAUGGCUCUGCUAUACGCUGCACAGCAUUAUUUUGAGUCCCUGUAUUCUUCUUAUGUACAGAAAGCAUCUGCAAAAUGCAUUCUAGACACAAUAUGCACCUUACCAGUUAGUGUCAAUACACAAAGUAAAAUGGGAAGGAUACCACCUGCAUGUGCAAAUUAAAGUUAAUUGAUUUCACUGAAUCAAUUGAUUUAAAAUAUAGCUUUAAGUACCUUUUUGCACAUAAACUGAAGCAGCUUUCAAGUUCAGUAAAUCUGUAUACUGCAAAAACAUUGAAAUACAUUCACAAUCUAUGUUCAUAAAGUAGUAAAUGAUUCUUCAUUCAGCCUUAUUUACAAUGAUACUGUAAUUAAACUGAAAAGUACAGUUUUUCAUAUAGCAAUCUUUGUAACACAUACAAAAAUGACAGUUUUGUAUAUAAUUUAAGCUCAAAAUCACAAUUGUUUCAAAAUAUUAAUUACAAUACAGCUAUCUCUAUAAUUAAACAUGUGUUUUAUAAAAUGGUAAAAUUUGUAAUAAA